Phytophthora infestans T30-4 is the source of this 1104-nucleotide messenger RNA. Its product is annotated as serine carboxypeptidase, putative. Gene Ontology annotation, biological process: proteolysis. The transcript has 3 exons. The coding region runs from base 19 to 1104 and encodes 361 amino acids. NCBI's taxonomy places the organism in Eukaryota, Oomycota, Peronosporomycetes, Peronosporales, Peronosporaceae. Gene Ontology annotation, molecular function: serine-type carboxypeptidase activity. The record is from RefSeq and is a predicted model, not a curated record.
UCGGCGGUGAGCGGAACCAUGGCGACGGAGACGACGCCACUGCUCCAAAGCCAUCGCAGGCCGCAGGAGCAAUACGCUCACCACAAGCGCCGUAUCGCCGGUCUAGUGCUGCUCGGCUUCGUCUUGAUGGUCGCUGCCGUGCUGACGACGAUGAACAUCGGCACGAAGACGUAUCCACAGGCAGUUCCACAGCAUCCCAUCGCGGUGGCGGAGCCUCACACGGACCUGAAGCCACUCAAUAGCACGAGGCAUCAUCACACGCCGGCUCCCACGUCCAAGAACUGGUUCCAGUGCGGGACCGAGGAGAGCGAGGCUGACUACAUCACGCUGCCUUACAACGUAGACGACCACCUUUUCUACUGGUUCUUUGAGUCUCGCAAGGCCCCAGAUACCGACCCGUUAAUCCUGUGGGUGACCGGCAGCGGAUCUGGCGCCUCCAGCCUCACAGCGUUGCUGACAGAAAACGGUCCUUGUCGGAUAAGCUCAGACGCCACUACAGCACUGAACCCGUACUCGUGGACGUCUGAGGCGAACGUGGUUUGGCUAGACCAAUCUACGAGUUUCGGCUUCUCGUACGGUAGUAAUACUAGAGUAGAACUCAAUGCGGAGGACGUCCAGAUGAAUGUAUACUGGUUCCUACAAGGAUUCCUGGAUAAACAUCCAGAGCUCGAAGGAAGAGCUUUGUUUCUGGCUGGAGAGGGGUAUGCGUCCCACUACGUCCCGGCAGCAGCACACUACAUCUGGAGGGAGAACCUCAUCGUCAAGAAGGCAAAUGCUACAGUUCGUAUUAAUCUUCAGGGAAUUGCCAUCGGCAACAGUUUGGUGAACCCUGUUGUCCAACUGCCGCACACACUGGAUAUGGCUGUCAGCAACUCUUAUAACAUCAUGGACGACUCGCAUAGAAACAAAUACGACAUCCGCGAGAAAUGCGACUCCCGCGAUCCGUCAGGAUGCUACAAUACGUCUGCUGUCGCGCAAUAUCUCAACUCGACUGCUGUUCGAGAGUACCUUAACGUGUCCGAACAAGUGACGUCAUUGCAACAGCGUGCGCACUACUCCUCCGACCUGAUGAAAAAUUUGACGGAUACGUCGCCGACUUGCUGA